Messenger RNA from Brassica rapa (field mustard), 1685 nucleotides. Its product is annotated as probable protein kinase At2g41970. The record is from RefSeq and is a predicted model, not a curated record. Gene Ontology annotation, biological process: protein phosphorylation. NCBI's taxonomy places the organism in Eukaryota, Viridiplantae, Streptophyta, Magnoliopsida, Brassicales, Brassicaceae. Gene Ontology annotation, molecular function: protein tyrosine kinase activity; ATP binding.
AAUAACAAUAUUAAUAAGCAAAUGUGUCUUUUUUAUCUCCCUACUUUAUCGCUGAACAGAGAGACUUACAAAAAUUCUCCAAAUAAAAUUUGUUCUUUCUUUUUAUUUAUUCUAACCAAUUUCUUCCCCAGAAAUCACACAUAGUUUUUAUUCAAACGUCCUAGAAACAGAUCCUUUCUCACGUUCUGAAGUAUUCAUCUUAUCAUCAUCAACAUCAUCAUUGUCUUAAGGUUGAUUUAAUGGCAGAAUCGAGGUAACAAUCACUAAUCUCUUCCAUCUUCUUCAAUAUGAUGCGUAAUAAAUGAAUUUAAAUUCAUAAACAUAGGAAAUAUAUUCAUAAUUAAUAACACGUUUUUCAGAUGUUAUUAACAGGUAAAACCAGAGAUUAACAAAAACAGAACCAAAACACAAGAAUAAGACAAAGCACAACAUCUGAAAAACAUGUUCUGUUGCGGAGGUGCCGAUGAGGAACCCGCCGGUCCGCCCGCAAACCAGUAUAAUUCAGCCCCUCCUAACAAGGCCGGAAACCCUAACUUUGGCGGUGGAAAUAGAGGGGAGCCGAGGAACACGAACGCACCGAGAUCGGGAGGUCCUGCAAAGGUUUUACCCAUAGAGAUCCCUGCUGUUGCACUGGAUGAGUUGAAUAGAAUGACGAGUAACUUUGGCAACAAGGCACUGAUCGGUGAAGGUUCUUAUGGACGUGUCUUCCAAGGCAAGUAUAAUGGAGAUGAUGUUGCUAUCAAGAAGCUUGACGCUAGCUCUUCUGAAGAACCUGACUCCGAUUUCACCUCACAGUUAUCGGUUGUAUCACGGCUCAAAAACGAACAUUUUGUGGAGUUGAUGGGGUACUGCUUAGAAGCAAAUAACCGUAUUCUCAUCUACGAGUUCGCAACCAAAGGUUCUUUACACGAUGUGUUACACGGGAGAAAGGGCGUUCAAGGGGCUGAGCCAGGGCCGGUGCUAAACUGGAACCAAAGGGUCAAGAUCGCGUAUGGAGCAGCCAAGGGGAUGGAGUUCCUUCAUGAGAAAGUCCAGCCACCAAUAGUCCACAGGGACGUAAGAUCGAGCAAUGUAUUGUUGUUUAAUGACUUUGUGGCCAAAAUGGCUGAUUUCAACUUGACCAACGCAUCCUCGGAUACGGCGGCUAGGCUUCACUCCACUCGUGUCUUGGGAACGUUCGGCUACCACGCUCCAGAGUAUGCUAUGACGGGGCAGAUAACGCAGAAGAGUGAUGUGUAUAGUUUUGGUGUUGUGCUUUUGGAACUCUUGACGGGAAGAAAACCUGUAGAUCAUACCAUGCCUAAAGGCCAACAAAGUCUUGUUACUUGGGCAACUCCGAGGCUAAGUGAAGACAAAGUUAAACAAUGCAUAGAUCCUAAGCUUAAUAAUGACUUCCCUCCCAAAGCAGUCGCCAAGUUAGCAGCCGUGGCGGCGUUGUGUGUACAGUACGAAGCAGACUUCAGACCAAACAUGACAAUCGUUGUCAAGGCACUACAGCCUCUUCUCAACUCUAAACCGGCUGGUCCUGAGUCUACUUCCUAAAUUAACUAAUUCACCAUUUCUCUUGUUGUUGUUGUUGUUAUGCCUUUUUUCUGUUCAAACAAAAAUGAUUGUUGGUUAUAAGAUGUUGUUACUUAAAUCGAAUGUAACUUAUAAUUUUCAUUGGUUUAAAGCAAUCUCUCUCU